UGGCUAACUGCUGCCUCUUCAGUUCACCUGAUUGCUCCCAACCCCAAGGGCUAAGGUUUGCUAUGGAUGUCGCUUCGCCCCCUGCUGCAGCGCUGCCCAGUACACUACCUUAGUGGGUUCCCCUCAUAUUCCUGUGUGGUUCCCAUCCAGACUCCCUCUACAGAGUCCAGCACAGAUCUGGUACCACCUACAGCCACUCCUGGGUUCUCCACCCAACCCCCUCCCCAACUCCCACCCUCUCCCCCUCCCCUAAGAAGAUGUCAGUGAGCCUGACAACAGACAUCCAGCAGGAGGGAGAGAGUGGGCAACUCAUCGAGCCUUGCAGUCGAGGCAAGACCUCCCCUCAACCACAGGGCACAAAGGAGGGUACAGGGGAGGGCGUGGAGCCUGAGGAUAGCUCCCCACAGGAUGCACAGAAACGGGCUCCCAACCACAGCCAUGGCAGGAAAAGAGCCAAAUCUAAUGCCAAACUGAAGCUGGUACGGAGUCUGGCAGUGUGUGAGGAGUCCUCUGGUCCGUUCUCCAAUGAUGGACCUCCAGAAUCGCAGUGGAAUGUGGUUUUCCAGGAUAUCAUCCAGCUUCACAUCAGCUGUCCAUCGGACAAGGAGGAGGAGAAGUCCUCAAAGGACGAGUAUGAAAAUGAAGAGAAGGAGAAGAAGGACAAGACUCCGCGAAAGAUGCUCUCACGUGACUCCAGUCAGGAAUACACUGACUCCACUGGCAUUGAUGUUCACGAGUUUCUGGUCAACACACUGAAAAACAAUCCCAGGGAUCGAAUGAUGCUGCUCAAACUAGAACAAGAUAUCCUGGAGUUUAUUAAUGACGACAAUAACCAGUAUAAGAAGUUUCCUCAGAUGACUUCUUAUCACCGUAUGCUGCUGCACCGUGUGGCUGCCUACUUCGGUAUGGACCACAAUGUGGAUCAGACGGGCAAGGCUGUCAUCAUCAACAAGACGGGCAACACGCGCAUCCCAGAGCAAAGGUUCUCUGAACACAUCAAGGAUGAACGUAACAUGGACUUCCAGAAGAAAUUCAUCCUUAAAAGAGACGAUGCCAGCAUGGACAAGGAUGAUAAUCAGAUCCGUGUGCCACUGCAGGAUGGGCGGCGUAGCAAGUCUAUCGAAGAGCGAGAGGAGGAGUAUCAGCGGGUACGAGACCGGAUCUUUGCCCGAGAAUCCUCUCAAAAUGGAUACAUCAACGACAGCAGAGGGAAUCGUGAGAGCUCUAGCCGGGCAUCUAGCAGUCGUCAAAGCAGCACAGACAGUGACAUGAAGUGCCUGGAGCCGCGGCCUUGGAGCAGCACCGACUCAGACAGCUCCAACCGCACCCUCCGGCCGCCCGUCACGAAAGCCAGCAGCUUCUCUGGCAUAUCCAUCCUUACCAGGGGGGAUAGCCUUGGCAGCAACAAAGGCUCACAGGGAAGCUGCAAAGGCUCUCGCUCUGGCCUGCCCCUAGUCAGUCCUGAUGUGUGUCCCCCACCCGCAGCCUCCCAGUCCAGCCGUAGCCUGCUUCCCUGCCCAUCACAACAGCCACAACAGCCACAGCCACAGCCACAGCCCCAGGCUCCACCUCAGACUGCCCUGCUGCCCACCCCACAGCAACACCCCAUGGGCAACCACAUGAUUGCUCAGCCGGUGGCAUCUCUGCAGCCCUCUCAGCCUGUCUCCUACUCCAGUCCUUCCUGCCCCCAGGUUCUCCUGCCAGUUUCUCCUCCCCAGCAGUACACAAUGGGAGAAGAGCUGGCGCCCCAGUUCAGCCAGAUGACACUGAGUCGGCAGGGCUCCAGUGAGAACCCUGAGCCUCCCCCUAUGUAUCAGGCUCCUCCCACGGUGCUGUCCCAGCACCCCCCUCCUCAGACCAGCUAUAUCAUGGCUACCACGGGUCAGCCUAUGCCGCCCCCGUCUGGCUACCAGCCUGCCACUGGACACCCCCAUCCUCCACCUCCACCACCCCCUCCAUCUCAGCCAGUCAUGCAGGCUCCACCGCCCCCACAAGGCUACAUGCAGCCUCCUCCACCUCAACAGAUACAGGUGUCAUACUACCCUCCUGGUCAGUAUCCCAGCUCAGGCCAGCAGUACCGUGUGCCCCAACCCAUGUCCCACCAGGUGUCUUAUCCUGCCCAGCGCACACAACCCAUGCCUCAGCCCACACAGCAGUCAGGUCUCCAGACGAUGAUACCCAGCCAGCAGCCGAGCUACCAGAGCAUGAUGGGUGUGCAGCAGCCCCAAAACCCUGGUCUGCUCAAUUCUCAGAGGGCAGGCAUGGGGGGACAGAUGCAAAGCAUAAUGGUCCAGUACCCACAGAUGCCAUCAUAUCAGGUGCCUGUGGGAAAUGAGAAUCAGCAGGUGGUGCAGCAGCAGUACCAGCAGCAGGUGAUGGUACCAGUCAGCCAGUCUGUCCAGGGGCCCAUGCCUGUCUACUACAGUGUUAUCACACCCACACAGCAGAAUAGCACAAGCCCGUCAGUAGGAUAUCUGCAGCCCCCCAGCAAUGAGCAGUAUCAAAUCACACAGUCGCCGUCCCCCUGCAAUCCUCAGCAGUUGCAGCAGCAAUAUUCAGGAGUACCCCCUCCUGGGCCUGGGGUGAUGGUCAUGCAGCUCAGCGUCCCCAAUGGACCACAGCCUUCCCAGAAUCCUCCUCUGGUCCAAUGGAACCCAUGCAAGUACUACAGCAUAGAGCAGAGACCCAGCAAACCAGGAGAGCUCUACAAACCUGACAAUACUCCACAGGCCAGUACCCAGCUGACGAGUCCCCUGGCCUCCCCCACUCAGUCUCCCACCCCAUCUCCCUCCGGCAGCGUCAGCAGCGUCUGUCCAGGCCUUGGACCACUACCCCUCAUUUCCCAGUUUCCCCGGCCAGGAGGCCCAGCCCAAGGCGAUGGGCGCUACUCUCUGUUGGGGCAGCCUCUCCAAUACAGCCUUUGUCCGCCUCCCCUCAUACAUGGCCAGUCCUCCUACAGCUCCCAUCAGGGCCAAGGAGUAAUGAAACAUGGGGGACGAGGGAAAAAACAAACACUCAAAUCUGCAUCAACAGAUCUCGGCACCACUGAUGUUGUGGUGAGUCGAGUACUCGAGGUAACGGACCUGCCAGAGGGGAUUUCACGUCCGGAAGCUGAGAAGCUCUUCAACCAGCUGUCGAUGUGUGGUGCCAAGAUCCAGUGGCUGAAGGAGCCCCAGGGAGGACGAGGAGGCUGCGGCCCCUGUCCUGGUGCAGGUCCCUCUGGGCCAGGAGCCACCGCUGGGCCCGGGGCCACUGUGGGGGGAGCAAAGGGCGAUGGCAACGACCCCGCUCACCUCUACACAGUAGUGGCAGUGUUCCCCAGCACCAUGGCUGCCCAGAGUGCUUCCUUCAAACUUAACAACAGCGGGGCCAGCCUCUUCAAACUGAGGGCCGCCAAAAAGAACUAUGACCUGCGCGUGUUGGAGAGAGCCAGUUCUCAGUGAAAGGAAAAGAGAGGGGGAGGAAAGAAAGAAAGUGAAAGAGACAGAAAGAAAGAGAGACUCUUGGUGGAGUGGUGGAAAAGGAAGGAGGACUGAGGGGGACUGCUCUUAGUGUACAAUUUAAAAACAAAACAAAAAAAAAAACUUGAGUUAAAUGUAUAAAAGGGAAGAAGGUGUGAAUCAUGAGGUGGCUGGUGUUUGGUUGCAAAUAUGAUUUUGUUGUUUGUUUUUAUUCAUUGUUUUUGUUUUGUAUUUAUAUAGCAGAAGAGCACACAAGACACGCGAGCAUGUGUUUCACUGUUGCCGUGGAAUGUGUGCUGCCGUUAUACAACAACAUGCAAUGCCACACACAUACACAAACAUACCAGGAGACACAGACACACAAACGCAGGCAACAGGGUGACGUAGCACAUAACAAAAACACACUGGACAGUCGACCUCAGUCAAACCUUUUCCUCCUCCCCUCUGCUCUCCAACCCUCCCUCCUUUUCCUCCUUUUUCUGCCUAUGCUUUCUCUCGUUUCUCAACUCUCUGUCACCCAGUCGUCUCUUAAUCUCACAUAUUUAUACAUUUUCAUACGCACAGUUGCGCACUCUCUCUGCUUUCCCCCGCCGCUCCUCCCUCUUUUCUUGCCAUGUCUCAUACUGCCUCCUACCUUUCUCUGCUCCUCUGUCCCUCUCAUGUACUCUCUCUGCUCUCUCCUCUCUUGCUUUCUGUUUGCCUUACUGCUGUUGUGGGUUUCUGUAUUGCGCUGUUUUUUUCUGAGAAGUUUUUUU
Seriola dumerili (greater amberjack) is the source of this 4216-nucleotide messenger RNA. RefSeq names its product R3H domain containing 2 (gene r3hdm2). Bases 258 to 3443 code for a protein of 1061 amino acids. The record is from RefSeq and is a predicted model, not a curated record. The transcript is spliced from 25 exons. Gene Ontology annotation, molecular function: nucleic acid binding. NCBI's taxonomy places the organism in Eukaryota, Metazoa, Chordata, Actinopteri, Carangiformes, Carangidae.